Rhea pennata is the source of this 7776-nucleotide messenger RNA. RefSeq names its product ADNP homeobox 2 (gene ADNP2). NCBI's taxonomy places the organism in Eukaryota, Metazoa, Chordata, Aves, Rheiformes, Rheidae. The record is from RefSeq and is a predicted model, not a curated record. Gene Ontology annotation, biological process: regulation of gene expression. Gene Ontology annotation, molecular function: DNA binding. Gene Ontology annotation, cellular component: nucleus. The transcript is spliced from 6 exons. The coding region runs from base 2805 to 5984 and encodes 1059 amino acids.
CGGCGGCGGCGGCGGCAGGAGCAACGGCGGCGGAGCGGCGGCGGCGGCGGGCUCCCCCUGCAGCCCGGCCGGGCAUAACAGUUUUCCAAGCUCCUUGAGCAUCUAGAGAUGUUGAUAGGAUGUUAUGCAUUUCUCCCUCCAAAGGCUGGAUAAGCGUAGAAGGUAGUAACAUACUCCUGAACCCUAUAAGGUCCCUUUCAGAAGGCACAGGUAGAAGUCCAGAUAACAGGACAGUCCAUGCGUAUUCAGGUAUGACUUUUUUAAGGGCUUGUAUGCUUUUCAGAAUGGUGCUUGGCCAAAAACAAAACUGAUCAGAGUUCAUACUCUUUUAGCCAGGCCGUCAGCAUGCCUGUCCUACUAGCUGCUGUCUUUGCCACUAAACGUUUACAUUCUUCAUUUUUUUGGAGUUGGUAGGUUACGUGUUCUUAUUUCAUUUUCAAGUAAGAAGCAUUUUUUCUUGUUUUGUUAAAUACAGUUGACAUACCAACCUAAAUACCCAUACUGAAACGACAGUAACAACUUCUUUAUUAGCAUUGUCUACUCUAAUCACUGAGAUAUAAGUUGUCAAAGAAAUUUUUGAAAAUGCUUCCUACCCAAGUAUUCCAGAACCUGGAACAGUCUUUAUAAAAAUUCUUUCCACAGUUGCUCACUAAUCAGAGUUAAGUACUAGAUGAAAGAGUGAAAAAAAAAAAAAAAAAAAAAAGAAUUUCCAAAGCUGAUAAUGAGUGGAGCCUUUGAUAACUUUUCCUGUUGUAAGUAGUUCUGUAAGCAGCAGAGUAGUGAAAGCCAACUUUCAAUGAACAUGUCUUGAAAUCUAGCUUCUGUAUAGAUUACCUGAUGCCUAAAAGGGUUAUGGUGCAAUCUUUGUGAGGUUUUUAGCAGGAUUUCUAUCCAACUGCCUGUUUUCAUGAAAUUUCUAGGAACUCUUAAAGCUCUCUAGGUGUGUGUUAGAUUUUGUUGGAUGUAUUAGCAUGCAGAAGGAAGGCAAGUUUGUGCAUCUUCCAUGCCCUUACUCCGUACCAGCUUCAUGUUUAAUUUGAUUGAAUAUGCCCAAUUUUCUCAGGUAAAUAAGGUGGUUCUGACUUAUGUAAGGGAAAAGUCUUAAUGUGAGGACUGUCCAGCACUGUAACAGGUUGCUGAGAGAGGUUGUCAGAUCUUUGUCCUUGGAGGUUUUCAAGAUGUGACUGGACAAGAUGUUGAGUAACUUGAUUGCAAUACAUUGCUGACCCUGCUUUGAAUAGGAGAUUGGGCUUGGUGACCUCCUGAGGUCCCCUCCAAUAGGAGUUUAAUGUUAAGAAAUAAGGCUGAAAGGAGGGCAGACAUGAGAUUUUGUUGUUCUGAUGUUUUUUCCUUUUUUGCCCCACUUCCAAGAAGUGACAUUAUUAAUAUGUUCACAGGUAGAGAAAUUAUGGCCCCAGUUACUUGGGGAACUAAAAGUGUUUGUGUUUGACUUGUAUAAGGCACUGUCCAGACUUCUGUGUUGCUAUUUAGUAUUAAAAUGCUACUGUAUUAUUGAAUAGGAAAGAGUUAUGGUUGUGAUGGUGUUUGAAAUGCUGAACGUAGUUCCAUGUUACAUAUGUUGCAGAAGUGAAGUGAACCUUCAGUGUUACAUAAAGCUCCAAUUGGAUAUACCGUUAUGGAGAUACUAUUUAAAACAACAGUAGAUGUAGGAAUAGAUUGAUGGAUGAAGAUGCCACUGAGAAAUAGUUGAAUGAACUGUUUAGGUUGAAAGUGAGUUUGGCUUAGGGCAUCAGCUGCUCCAAUAAUAUCUCAUUUUGCUAAUGAUCUGCUUCUGGUUCUGUGUAAAAGCUACUGCUUCUGGAAACUCAGUGGCUUAUCAAUUUUUUGAAGAUACAUUAAAAUUUUUGGAAAGUAGGUAGAUGAUUACCUUCUAGUAGCAAAAGUGAUAAGAGGACUGAGACUCAUGAGCUAGGGGAACUCUGACUUAAUUUUGCUGCAGUGCUCUUGUGUUGAAUGUGCUUACUGAAAAUGGGAUGUAUACCAACAAAAGGUUGACUGCAGUUCCAUGCAUGGAAAUUAAGUGUAAGCUAAGGCUUGAAGAAUAUCCAAAAUACAAGAGAAAUAAAUUAGAAGUUAAAAAAAUAAAUGGGUAAUAAACUGUUACUAGAAUAUCAAACUGAAGGCUUGAAGAAAUGAGCUUAGAAGGCUGAAAUUGCUUGACUCCUUCAAUAAGGCCUUGCUCGUCUAAUGGGUACAGAGUUUAUCAGAUGAAUAACUUUGUACCCUACUCCCAGGCAGUUUGUUUAAAGACAAGUUGAAUAACAUCAUAGAUGAUACAGAGACUUGCAUCUUUUUGGACUGAAGACAAACUACUUGAAAACUGAAAAAUAAGUCAUCUUUCAUCAAGAUUCUUGGGUUUUGUUCCAUGUUUGUGUUUCUUCCUCUGGGAUUAAUGAAUUUUAUUUCAGAAAGGUUGCUGGUUAAGAAAACACUGAAAUACAUGGAUAUAACAUACUGUACUGCUUUUGUAGACUAAUUUUUUGUUUUGUGAGAUAGACUUACCUCAAGAGAUGACUGCUUCAUCUUCAAUAGAAUCAACGUAUCAAAGGAUUGAGAUGGAAGAACUGUUCUCAGUGGAAUCUAACAUUGAACCACAUCUCCCUCUCCUGACGUUCUUCUUCAACACCUAUGCCAAUGGUAUCAGAAUGUCUUCCAGAUUUUUACCAAUGAAAAAGAGUAGAAAACAAGACUAGCAUCUGUCAAAUGGGGCUCCCUCUCCAUUUCUAUCUACAUACCUUUCCUCUGGGGGGAGAAGAAGAGGAGAAUAGCAUGAAAAGUGCAAAAUGUUUCAAAUUCCUGUUCAAAAUCUUGAUAAUAUCAGGAAGGCUCGAAAAAAGGUGAAGGGCAUUCUUGUGGAUAUUGGGCUUGACAGCUGCAGGGAAUUGUUGAAGAAUCUUAAAAGUUUUGACCCAGGUGAAAAAUACUUUUUCAACACUUCAUGGAGUGAUGUCUCCCCUUGGGAGUCUGUGGGCAAAAGAAAGAGAUACAGAACAAAGCCGUACUGCUGUAGCUUAUGCAAGUUCUCUUCAAAAUUGCUUACUUCAUUCAAGAAUCACUUGCACCGUUACCAUGAAGAUGAAAUGGACCAGGAGUUGGUGGUUCCUUGCCCAAAAUGUGCAUUUGCUUCUGAUCCCAAAAUAGUGGGAAAACACAUCCGGAUGUUUCAUUCAUCUAAUAAGAGAAUACAGAACUAUACAGUCAGCAUUUUGGAUGGCAUGAAACAAUUUAGGAGUGACAUCAUAAACUUUACAUGUCUAAAAUGUCACUUUACGGACACACUAUAUUACAAUAUGAAGAAACAUGUGCUGAUGAACCAUUUUCAAAAUCUAAUAAGUACCUAUUUUGGCCAGAGACCUGAUGAAAGUGAAGAGAAUUCUGUUGAGCACUACUGUAAGAAGUGCAAUGCUUCAGCAAACAGCCAAGAUUCUUUAAUGUAUCAUGUCUUGACAGCUGAAACCCACAGAGACCUGGAGAACAAACUUCGUUCUGUGAUUUCAGAACAUAUUAAGAAACCAGGACUUGUGAAACAAAUGCAUAUUGCUCCGAAGCCUCCCCCACCUAUGGCUGUGGCUGCUCCGCCUUUAGGGCCAGCCACUGCCCCAGCAGGUUCCAUUACAGCGCCGGCUUGCAUCCAGCUUGCAUUUCCACAGAAUAAUCAAAACCAGACCGUGGUGCAGGCCAAAGCAGUUCAGAACACAGUCAGAUCACUGACUGUUCCAAGUGCCUCUGGUAGCCUUCCACAAACAACUUCCGCUCCAGUUGUUACUGCGUCACAUGUUACUCUGGUAUCUAGUAAUAUUCCUGUAGGUCAGAAUACUGUUAAUAUUCAGCCAUCACCCUCACAGCCUAUCAUUGUUUCCCAUAGACUUCCUCUUAAUCAGCCUGUUGGGGCUGGAGCUAUUCCUCUUAAUCAUUCUGUUGGGACCCUAAAUAGAACUGUGGCCCCUGCAGUUCUUCCACUUAAUCAACCUGUCAGGCCUGGCCUCUUUCCUAUUAAUCAGCCUAUUGGUACUAUAAAUAGUCCAGUUGCAGCUGGACCUCUACCUGUUGCUCAACCUGUUAGCCCUGUAAAUCAGCCUGUUGCGCCAGGAGUUCUCUCUGUGAACCAGUCGCUUGGGAAUGUGAAUAGACCCCUUGGUCAUGCAGUCCUUCCUGUGACCCAGACAGUUACCUCUGGGGUUCUCCAGCUUAAUCAGCCUGUUGCAUCUGGAGUUGUUCCUGUUAGACAGCCUGUCAGGCCUGGAUUUCUUCAGCUUAAUCAACCUGUUGCUCCAGGAGUUAUCCCUGUAAAUCAGCCAGUUAGACCUGCCAUUUCUCAAAACACAGCUUUUCUAACUGCAGGUCCUAUACUUAGACAGUUGAUUCCAACUGGUAAGCAGGUUAAUGGGAUACCUACAUACACGCUUGCCCCAGUUUCAGUUACUUUGCCUGUGCCUCCUGGUGGUGGUGUAGCAACUGUUACACCACCACAAAUGCCCAUCCAGCUAAUGCAGUCUGGGACAGUAACUCAACUAUCUCAGUCACCAGCUAGUGCACCCUCUCCUCCAGUGGUUUUAGCUUCUCAGAAUAUAUCUUUACAGACUUCUCCACCUGAUCCUGCAACAAAUCAAGCUAUCAAACAGGCUAAGCAGUGGAAGACUUGCCCUGUUUGCAAUGAGCUUUUCCCAUCAAAUGUCUACCAGGUGCACAUGGAGGUGGCUCACAAACAUGGUAAAAUAAAAACCGAGGAAAACCUGGAGCCUGACAAACUUGCAGCUUGCGCACCCUUUUUAAGGUGGAUGACAGAAAAGACUGUCCGGUGUUUCUCUUGUAAAUGUUUUCUGUGUGAGGAAGAGCUUAUGAAACAUCUCUUGAUGCAUGGUUUAGCUUGCUUGUUUUGCACACUCACUUUCCAUGACUUAAAAAGCCUUGUGGAGCACAAUAAAACUACACAUAAUGGGAAAAAGAAGUUACAUGCAGAUUACAGCAACAGAGGAUUUCAACUAGAUAAUGAUGCUCAGGGUGACCUUGUAUUUCCACACUUUGAUUUCAGUACGGUGUUACCAGAUGAAGACAUUGGUGAAAAAGAAGUACAUCUGGCAGUGCUUGCUGGAGUAAAUUCAAGGACCCUUGUCCCUGUUUACAUCAAAGUGAAACCUCAGACAGUGGAAGUGAACAAUAGAUGCAAGAAAAAAGUGUUAACAUGUCCCUUUUGUUUUGGUACCUUUGUUAGUAAAGAAGCCUAUGAAAUGCAUUUGAAAGAGAGGCAUCAUAUAAUGCCAACUGUACAUACAAUUUUAAAGUCUCCUGCUUUCAAGUGCAUCCACUGCUGUGGAGUGUACACUGGAAACAUGACUCUAACAGCUAUUGCUGUACACCUGCUCCGUUGUAGAAGUGCUCCCAAAGACAGCAACUCAAGUGUGAAGAUGCAGCUUGAGCGCACUGAGAAGAAAGAGCUACUGUUUGUGAAUGGUGAAAAGCAUGAGUCUGUGAUGCUUAAAAGAAAACAAGCUGAUACCUGCUUUGUUGCAGAAGACCAAAGGAAUAAAGAACAGCAGCCUCAAAGCUUAAGUACUGGCAUAGCUCUAUCUUCAGAAAAAGAAGUGAAUUCAGGGGUAGUGCCUUUCAAGCGACAAAAGUCUAAUACUAGGACAGAGAUGAAGAAACUUUAUUCUAGUGAGGAUCUUCGCAUUCUAGCAGUAGAUCCUAAACAGUAUGAAUACAAUUCAUAUGAGGCUCAAAAACAGUUUUUGACGGAUUACUUUCACAAGAGGCCAUAUCCUACUAAAAAAGAGAUGGAGUUGCUAUCCUCACUGCUGUAUGCAUCAAAAAUUGAUGUUGCAUCCUUCUUUGGAAAAAGGAGGAAUAUAUGCUUAAAGGCGAUACAAAACCACAAACCAUCUGUGCUGCUGGGUUUCAGUGUGUCUGAACUAAAAAAUAUUAAGCACAGUUUGAAUUUAAAAGAUGAACCAUUAAAUAUGUAAGAGGUUUUUAAAACAACUAAAAGCAAUCUGUAAUUGCAUACUUAUCAGUUUAGCAAUUUAUUGUACUUGAGUUAUUUGUUUUAACUUGCAGACUGGCCUGUUGAAGGGUUACAGUAGUAUAAAGGUCUCGUUCAGUUGUGCUGUUAUUGUGAAAGGCACACACAGUUGUGUAUUUGAAAAAGCUAAAACCUUCAGAUUUACACUUCUGGAAUUUGUUUUAGCUUUUUACAUUUCCUGGAGUAGAUUUCUUGUUUUGUUUUGUGUUUUUUUUCCUUCUUUCCCUUCAGCCUCCCAUUAGACUUUUUAUACCACCAUGUAAAACAUUUGUCCUGUUUAAAACAAAUUUUAUUUUUUUCUGCAAUGUCAACAUCUUUUUUUAAACAAUAAAAUGUAUAAUGUUGGUUAAAACACUGAGGUAAACUAGAUGGAAAAACAUCUAUUUGAUUUAUUUGUGGUUUUUAACUCUCCUAUUUUUUGUUUUUUUUCCUUAUUUUCUUUUCAUCCGCUGGAGAAAGCGGUUGUAGCCUUUACAUCCAUUCCUCCUUCCCUUGCCCCCGCCUCAACAUUUUGGAUGCGCUGGUAGCAAUAAAAUACUUGCCAGUCUUUUUUUUUUUUUUUUUUUUUUUUUUUUUUUCCUCCAAUCGUAAUACCUUUGCCAGUUAAAUCUGAUGACUUGUAAUAUCUAACUAGCACUAAUAUGGUGGGCAUUCUGCUGGGGGCAGGAGAAGGCCUUUUAAACUGCUAUAGUUAACUGACUUGAAAUGGAUGUGUUUAUUAUUUGUUAAAUAGGUUUGCUAAACAGAAGUAUUAACUCCUUUUGUUGGUGUUGAAACCUGGUUGUUUAAAUAUCUGUUGUUCAAAGCAGUAGCAUUGGUUCUUAUUUCCAAAAGCAAAAACGCUCUGGAGGGCGUCGCAUUGCUUUGAUACGUGGAAUACAUGACUUUCAUGCACAUACCUUCUCUGUAGAAGCCCUAUCCAAUAGUCACUGAAGCUUGGGGGAAAUAUUUAUAUAAUUUCAGUUGAUAUUGCAUAAGGUACUAACUGAGCAGCCCAUCCUCCGUAACAGAUUAGUUACGUGGCUUGAACUCCUGUCACAGUCAGACACUAUGCAAGCUAAAACUGGAUGAGUUGUUAACGUCAACACUUUCAACUGGCGCUUACCCAAACCGAUGAUACUCAUAUACAGAUGACAAGUUUUUACUGCCAUUAUAGAAAGUAUAAGAAUUGUGUAAAAACAGAGUAGAUUAUAUUGUGCAAUGCAAGCUAGCAUUCAUAUUAGGGAUUAUAUCCAAAAUUGCCACUUUAAGUUGAUCAAAAAGUUAAUUUGAGUUGGUGAACAAACUGUAUAAAUUAGUGGCGGACAUAAUCGGGCCUUGUUUAGUACUAUUUGUUUUUCCUGGUUAUGGUCAGUUUCAGUUGGUUUGUAAAUAUUGCCUCAAAAUUCAUUAGCAGGUGGUUAACACUUGUAAUAAGCAACCUAAAUUAUACAUGAUACUUUUUCUUCCUGUUUCCCAUAACCCCACCUCUCCUAGAAGAAGAAAGAGGAAGCUGUUCUAUCAGUUAACUUGUGCCAGCAUUAUAAGGGAAGGGUAAUGCGCCCCCAAGUUUCUGGUUUUUUAAUUCUUUUUAAAGUGGUAAACAUAUUUUGUCCUAUGCAAUAGAGGUUUCUAAAACAGAUAAAGAUUUUGUGUGUGUCCAUGUGCUGUUUCUGAAAGGACAUGAUGUUUUUAACAGUUUGCUGCCUGUUCACCUGAGGUUCUAUAAACUAUUUAAAAUUUUAUUUUGGAUACAA